AUGUCGCACGCGUCGAGGUUCCCGGGUGAUGGUGAUUUGUGUAUCGUGAAUUCGCAGGACGGCAUAUGGCCGGUGCAGGCACGGCUCACCCCGCGUCCCGUCCGCUCCCUCCUCCCUGCAACCGUGCUCAAGAAAACAACAUCGUUUUCGCGCCCUCACGCGCUCGCGCGAUCUCGCCCGCUGCUGACAUUUCCGCCCGUUCCAUCGAUAUCCCAGGUGUGCAUGCGCUCCAUGCAUUUGCAUAGCAAGGAAAAUCACGCACGACCCGGCGAGGCGUUCUUCCGAUACCUCGGAUACUCCGACCCGUACCACUACGUCGGUGCCGAGGAGCCAUGCGAGCUCAGGGACAUCGGCGCGGACUGGCGCGCUUACGAUUGGCGCGGUCAGCUGGAGGAGAUGAGAGGAACGAGCACGAGCGAGGACCAGAUCAACGCGUUCGUUGAGGCGGAGAAGAUAUCGCGCAUGGACGAUGUCGAGAUACGCACAAACUUCGACAGGUGGGAGCGCGAACGCGAAAUAUCCUCCGCCUGGCAGCGAACCGCCUCUCCCAAGGCGCCCCCCGCGAAGAAGCGGAAGACCGCCGCCGAGCCGGCGAGAGACAAGAAAGGGAAGACCAAGGCGUCGACGCAGUCCCACGCGCCAGCGCCGUGGACCGACGACAAGAUCGCGGCGCUUCAGAGUGCGGUGCGGAAGCACCGUUUCAAGGAUGAGCACGGGAAAUGGCGGGGGUGGACCGAGAUGACGCAGGACCCGGAGCUAUCGGCGGCGCUCGAUCCGACCCAACGAAACCCGGAGAAGCUGCGCAAGAUGGUCGCGAGGCACCCCGAGCUCUUCCCGCCGAACGCCGCCGCCGCCGACGGCGGCGGUGGCGAACGCGCGAAGAAGGGCGCGAAGAAGGGCGCGAAGAAGGGCGCGAAGCGGGAAGAGGCCAAAGUCGGAACGGAUGUCGACCUGCCCGAGACGCUGACGUCCUGGUGCGCGGGGAGGACCCCUAGGGUCGUGGUGGUCGGCGCCGGUCCCGCGGGUCUCAGCUCCGCGCGGGCGCUGAUCAAGAUGGGCAUCGAGGUGACCGUGCUGGAGGGGCGAGAUCGGAUCGGCGGGAGGGUGCACACCGCCUCGUUGCCCGCGCGGCCCGAGCACAACCUCCCCGAGACUAAGCUGGACCUCGGCGCGUCCUUCGUGCACGGGUGCCACAAGUACAACCCGGUGUACGUCAUGGCCAAGCAAAAGGGCGCCGCGCUGGACCCCGGCGAGGGCGGCUACUCGCAGGGAUGGGGCGGCAACGCGAACUGGUACGACACCACGCACGGGGGCAAGGUGAAACCCAAGUGCGUGCAGAAAGGUUUCCAGGCGCUCUACGCGGUCAACGCCGCGCUUCCGUCGGUUCAAGUGCCGAAAACGGAGGACGAGGCGCGGCGGUGGAUCGCGGACGAGUACGCCGACGGCGACGACGCGUCCCUCGCCCUGCGCGCCGCCCGCGCGGGGCUGUCGCAACUCGAGUACCUCAAACGGGAGAACGGGCUCACGGCGCUCAGGGCGACGGCGGCGCGGGAAGGGGCGCCGCCGCCCGCGGAGCCCCGCGACGACGUCGCGCGCGAGAAAUGGGAGGGCGAGCACGAGUGGGGAUCUCUUGACGCGCAGACGGUGGGCGAGGUCCGCUGGGCGACGGCGGAUAUCGAGCGCGAUCGGGUGAAGUUUCUGUCGGCGAAGAGCGCGGACAGGCGGGACUGCUCCAUCGCCGCGGCGACUUCGAGGAUUUACAACUCGAUGUUCAAGGGGAAACUCAACACCACCGAGGAGGCGGUGUACGAGUCCGCGCGCGUGCUUCAGUGGGGAUACAACGCGGGGUUACGCGCCGUGUCCGUGAAGGCCAAGUUGGCGAUCGAGGAGGAUAUCCAGGCUUCCAAGGAGCAGCUGAAGCAGCCGAGCAAGGCGGACGACGCCGAGGCUGCGGAGCGCGCGGCCAAGGAGGCUGCGGAUGCGGAGGCGGCCGAGAAGGAGAAAGCCAAGAAGGAGAAGGCCAAGGCUGCCGCGGCGGCCAGGAAGGAGAAGGCCAAUAAGGAGAAGGCCAAGAAGGAGAAGGCCGAUGAUUGCAAGUCGGGUGGCCACGACGACGGCUUUGGGCCUCCGUCCGACCUCAAGGGGGGGUUUGAGAAGACGCCCGAGGAAAUCGUGGCGACCGCGCCGGAGGGGCCGAUGGGGAACGGCAACAGGCACUUCACCGGUCCGGUGUGGGUGAGAGCGAUCAAACGCACCCACGGUCCGAAGCACUUUGACGCGUAUUUCUCCCUGUGGCGCAAGGUCAACUCCAAGAAGUACGAGAGGCUCGAGUUCGAAAACUGCGGUACAACGGGCGAACACGCGCCCGGCAAGAACCAGAAGGAACUCCGGUCGAAGGUUGCGGUGCGAAGAUUCCUCGAGCGGUUCGAGGCUACCCGGAGAAAAGAUCGCGCCAAGGCCAAAGCGAAGGCGGCGACAGAGAAGCACUCCAAGGCGAAGCCCGAGCCCGCCGCCGCCGCGCCGCGAACCCCCUCGCCCGCCGCGGGUGCGCCCGAGAAGGAGCCCGACGAAAAACGGUCCAAAAACGGUCCAAAAACGGGUGUCGAGGAGAUCGAAUCGGAUGACGAGGACCUGGAUCUUCGCGACGGUCUCGUCGUCGGCGGGUACCACGACCUGGUCGUGGCCACCGCCGCGCAGGAUAUCCCGCAGGCGUGCAUUCGCCUCUCCACCCCCGCCGCGUCCGUCGUCGUUCGCGACGGUACCGGCGAGUGGGACGCGAACGGGGAAUACCGGUGCGUCGUGACGAGCGCGACCGGGGAGGAGUUUUUGUGCGACUACGUCGUCGUCGCGUUGCCCCUCGGCGUGCUGCAGGGUCGCGCGCGACGCAGCGAGGUGACGUUCGUUCCCCCCCUGUCGCCGCGGAAACGAUCCGCGAUCGCCGCUCUGGGCAUGGGCACCGAGAACAAGGUUGUCCUCCGGUUCGAGAGCUGCUUCUGGCCCGCCAAGGCCCGGUUCCUGAACUGCACCGACCAGAGGUACCGAUUCAUCAACAUGCACGCGUACGGCAAGCCCAACGUCAUCGUCGCGCACGUCGCGCCCCCGUUCGGCGAGGGCUUCGCCGGCCGCUCCGAUACGCAGGUCAAGGACGACGUCAUCGAGAUCCUUCGCAAGAUGAUGAAGCUGGUGAAUAAGCCGACGCCGGCGUUGCUGGACUGGCACGUGACGCGGUGGGCGGAGGACCCGUGGUCGUGCGGCGCGUACUCGUACAUGCGCGUAGGUUCCGACGAGGACGACGUGAGGGCGCUGGGCGAACCCGAACACGGCGGCAAGGUUUACUUCGCGGGCGAGGCGUGCUCGCUGGAGGGGGCGCAGUGCGUCCACGGCGCCGUGCUCACCGGUCAACUCGCGGCGGUGAGCGUGGCGAUGCGAACGGGCGCGACGCCGACGAUGGGGCACCUCCUCGGCGGCGACGUCGGCUUGUCGCACGAGCUCCCGAUCUUUGAGUGGGUGCAGUGCAAGGAGCGCGGGUGCGCCAAGUGGCGGCGUUUGCCCGCGUGGGUCGACCCCGAGGCGUUGCCGGACGAUUGGUGCUGCCACCGUUGCGACUGGCACGCCGGGAUCGCGCGGGACGGGUGCGGCGCGCCCCAGGAGCCCGCGGGUCCCAACGACGACUUUGGCGAUCUCAAGUGGGAGGGCUGGAGCGAGGAACCGGCGGCGAAGCUGGACCGAACGCUCAAGUGGAACGCGUGGGUUCGAAGGAACGAGCGGCAGACGUGCGACGACGACGACGACGACGACGCGGAGGAGGAGGAGGAGGAUAAGAAGCCGCGGGCGCGGCGCUCGAGGAGCCCCGGCGAGAGGGUCAAAGUCGUGAUGUCUACUUUAAGACAUCAUACCGUCGCGCCGAUUGAGCCCAAGGUGGAGACCGACCGGAACGUCGCGCGGCCCCUCACCCUCGCCGCCGUGGAGGCCCGCGAGUGGCCGCCCGUAGGAGGCCCGUGGAGGGAAGACGCGGGUUGGCAGCCGCCGAUCUCCUCGCGAUCGAGCGCCGCCGCGUCCAAUCCAGCGGCGGCGGCGCUCUCCGCGACGCCCCUCUUUUCGCAAUCGUCGCGGGGCUCAUCUCUGGGGCGCUCCUCGACGGAAAUCCUGUUCGAACGCGAUCGAAGAGCGCCGCUUCACGCGCCCCUCUUCCCGCCGCUCUUCCCGCCGGCGCACAUAUCCGCCUUCUCGCCCCUCGCCGCGACUGCGACCUCACACGCGAUGGCCACCCAUCGCGCGGCGCAGUCGUACGAACGGGAGGCGGACCUGGCCAAUCACCUGUGGAUGUCGGGCGGCGGCACAGCUGGCGGCGCGAGGUUGGCGCCUCGGGUGGGAAAGCCGCCGCCGCCGACGUCGACGCCCCCGAUGCCCCCGGCGGCGCGGGAGCGGGAGACGGACCCGCUGCUGCAGCGGGUGUUGGCGACGCAACGGGCGUUCCCGUGGCCGACGAGGACGACGGCGCCGGAUGUCGACGACGAGCCCAUUCAGCUGGGACUGUCUGGGUGA
This is a messenger RNA of Micromonas commoda, 4545 nucleotides long. RefSeq lists its product with no specific name. The record is from RefSeq and is a predicted model, not a curated record. NCBI's taxonomy places the organism in Eukaryota, Viridiplantae, Chlorophyta, Mamiellophyceae, Mamiellales, Mamiellaceae. Gene Ontology annotation, molecular function: zinc ion binding; oxidoreductase activity. The coding region runs from base 1 to 4545 and encodes 1514 amino acids. The transcript has a single exon.